Corylus avellana is the source of this 939-nucleotide messenger RNA. RefSeq names its product Iron-sulfur cluster biosynthesis family protein. Gene Ontology annotation, cellular component: mitochondrion. Gene Ontology annotation, molecular function: 4 iron, 4 sulfur cluster binding; iron ion binding; 2 iron, 2 sulfur cluster binding. The record is from RefSeq and is a predicted model, not a curated record. Gene Ontology annotation, biological process: iron-sulfur cluster assembly. NCBI's taxonomy places the organism in Eukaryota, Viridiplantae, Streptophyta, Magnoliopsida, Fagales, Betulaceae.
UUCAGGCCGGAAUCAGUCCGCACCGAAGGACCCAGAAACGCAAAGCUAGAGAAUAUGGGUUUGGCGCUCUGAGGAAGAUAGACAUAGAGAGAGAUGGCGAGAUCGGCGAUUCAGCGCUUGGCGCCGUACUUGGUAGGCCGAAUCCGAGAGAACCAGAGGCUUCUAAGCUCCGUUUCUUCGUCUUCUGUUCUUGACGAACUCCUUCCAUCUUCUUCUUCUUCAUCAUCUCCGUCUCCUUCCCUCGAUGCCCUUCAAUUGACUGAAAAUUGCGUCCGGAGAAUGAAAGAGCUGCAAGCUAGUGAGGCAUCGGCUGAUGAAAAGAUGCUACGGUUGAGUGUGGAAACUGGUGGAUGUUCUGGGUUCCAAUAUGUUUUCGAUCUGGAUGCCAAAACCAACUCGGAUGACAGGGUUUUUGAGCAGGAAGGAGUUAAGUUGGUGAUCGAUAAUAUUUCUUAUGAUUUUGUAAAAGGGGCAACCGUUGAUUAUGUUGAGGAGCUAAUCCGUGCGGCUUUCGUGGUGACAGAAAAUCCAAGUGCAGUGGGUGGGUGCAGUUGUAAAAGUUCUUUCAUGGUGAAAUAGUAGCAUCCUUGCCAAGUACCUUUCCCCCCUCCCUCGUCUUUCCGGCACAGCGAAGAGUUCAUUCGAGUUUAGCCCCCAAUUGGUUAUUACUUCACUUAUAUAUAUAUAUAUAUAUAUAUAUUUCCAAUAAUAACCAUUUGAGCAAAGAAAUUGCCUAUCUUUGUAGAAUGUCAUUGAAUGUAGGAGAGUAACCUGUAACCACACACCUGUCAUUUAGCUAUUUUCUUGUAUUUUGUUUAACUUUCAUCAUUGGAUGGAAUUUUAUAUGCUUAUCGGUCUUACAACUUAUUCAUGGUUGUUGACCCUGAUGUUUGUUCGUUAUAAAUCAAAAAUUUAUUAUUUUAUGGAAGGAUUUCAAAA